GAUAUAGUCCGAAUGAAAGUGAAGAUAUUCUUUCACUAUUCUGAAUUCUAUAGUGUACUCACGAUUCUUCGAGUGGAUUAGACGUCAUUUGUUUUGCUUGACUGACUCUGAGGUGUGUAAGGUUUUAUUCGAAAUUUGAUUUGUGUUUGAGGUGGAUUGCAGAGGAUUUCUAGGAUUGAAAGCAUGUUUCGGUUAGUGUUCCUAGCUUGCCUGCUGAGCCUGGCGUGGAGUCUACCCUCCACAUCGGCACAACUUCAGUUAGAUGGAAAGGGCUUUUUCGACUGGAUCAGUAAUCUCAUCGGCGUCAGCCCUGCCACCACGCUGAGACCGGUCAAUGAUCCGCCUGAAGAUUGUCCUGAUUGCCAAUGUGGUAUCGCCCGCACUCGCCGACGUAUUGUCGGUGGCUACGAAACAAAAGUCCUGGAGUUCCCAUGGAUGGCGUUACUUCUGUACAAUGGUAGAUUUUAUUGUGGAGGAUCUCUACUGAAUGAUCUCUAUGUACUGACUGCUGCUCAUUGUACUACUGGGUUCCGCAAAGACAAAAUAACGGUUCGUUUUAUGGAACACGACCGGUCCGAAGCCAACGAGACGAAGACUUUCGACAGAAACGUGGAAGCUAUUAACAGACACCUGCUGUACAAUCCUGGCACUUACGAUAAUGAUAUCGCACUUCUUAAGUUGGAUGAAAGGGUAGACUUGAGUAAAGCUGUACGACGCACUGCAGAUGGUCGCGCUGAAGAAGAAGUAAGCCCUCGUCCUGUGUGUUUGCCUUCUCCUGAACUUACCUAUACCAACUACAGUGCGGUGGUCUCUGGAUGGGGCACUACUGAAGAAGGCGGAUCUGUGUCAGACACACUACAAGAGGUGUACGUUCCCAUAAUAUCGAAUGAAGAGUGCCGGCAAACCGUUUACAAGCAACGAAUCACGGAUAACAUGCUGUGCGCAGGGGAGCCCGAAGGUGGACGUGACGCAUGCCAAGGAGACUCUGGUGGUCCUUUACACAUCUUGAACUCUAAUGCGCAAUUUCAGGAAGUUGGUAUAGUAUCAUGGGGUGAAGGCUGUGCCAGGCCUGAUGCACCCGGAGUAUAUACUCGUCUCAACAGAUACCUGUCUUGGUUAGAAAGGAACACCAAAGAUGCGUGCUAUUCUUGCCUGGUAAGCCUGGCAAGCGGUCUGCCCUCCACACCGUCAAAAAUUAAGAAGAUAGAUGAAAAGAGCUUCAUAGAGUGGGUCAAUAAUCUCAUCGGCAACGGGCCUACCAUUACGUUGCAACCGAUCAGUGACCCACCCCCAGAUUGCCCCGUUUGCCAAUGUGGUAUUGCCCGCACUCGCCGGCGUAUUAUCGGUGGCUGCGAAACAAAAGUGCUGGAGUUCCCGUGGAUGGCGAUGUUAUUGUACAAUGGUAAAUACUUUUGCGGAGGGUCUCUACUGAAUGACCUCUAUGUGCUGACUGCUGCUCAUUGUACAACAGGAUUCCGCAAGGAGAAAGUAAGAGUUCGUUUUAUGGAACACGACCGGUAUGAAGUUAAUGAGACGAAGACUUUUGAAAGAAAAGUAGACGCCAUCAUCAGACAUAUGAGGUACAACCCUGGUAAUUACGAUAAUGAUAUCGCACUUCUAAAAUUGGAUAAAAGGGUGGACUUGAGCAACGCUCUAAAGCGAAAUGGAGAUGGUCCCACUGAAGAAGAAGACGUAGGUCCUCGUCCUGUAUGCUUGCCUACAGCUGGACUUUCCUACACCAACUAUAGCGCAGUAGUCACUGGUUGGGGUACUAAUGCAGAGGGUGGAUUUGUGUCUAAUACGUUGCAAGAGGUAUAUGUUCCCAUAAUAGCGAAUGCAGAGUGCCGACAAACCAUUUACAAGCAACGAAUCACGGAUAACAUGCUAUGCGCGGGAGAGCCUGAAGGUGGACGUGACGCUUGCCAAGGAGACUCUGGUGGUCCUUUACAAAUCAAAAACUCUAACGCGCAGUUCCAGGAAGUUGGCAUUGUAUCGUGGGGUGAAGGCUGUGCCCGGCCCAACGUACCAGGAGUAUACACGCGUGUCAACAGAUACUUGAGUUGGUUAAAGAGCAACACUGGAGAUGCUUGCUAUUGCGAAUAAGUCAUCCAC
Molecule: messenger RNA, 2112 nt
Organism: Hyposmocoma kahamanoa
Lineage: Eukaryota; Metazoa; Arthropoda; Insecta; Lepidoptera; Cosmopterigidae
Product: transmembrane protease serine 9-like
Exons: 13
Coding region: 184-2103 (639 amino acids)
Biological process (GO): proteolysis
Molecular function (GO): serine-type endopeptidase activity
Source: RefSeq, a predicted model, not a curated record